AUGUCUUCCCCAUCUGUCCGGUCCGCGGAGCAGAAUCGGUCCAUGGCCGGUGACGUCUUUAUUGCUCUGAAGCUGGCCCUCAUAUCUUCAGGCCCAAAACUACUCCGCAAUUGGAUCUUGGUCCCCGCCGGCCUCCUCCUCAUGCUGCUCGCAUGCUUCGGAGUAGACGCCCUCUUCCGUCUGAUCGGGACGUCGUUCCCCCCGUCAGUGGCAUGCCUCGUACUCUUGCUGGUCGCUCUCCUCCUGGCCGAGAGCGUCCUGGGCAACCAUCGUGUCAAGAAGAUUGUUGCCGUCAUCGAUGUUCCGGCCGGAUGGUCCCUGCAAUGGAUGGGCAUCUUCUUCACUCCUUCAUUCAUCCUCCUUCCUCUCAGCGACCCCGUCGGCGUUGCUGAAGUCUUUAAAAUCAUUGCCGUCUUUGUCAUCGGUUUCAUCAUCACCUUUGCCGCAGUGGCAUACCUCGUCAGGGGACUGCAGCCUGUCCUCGGCUCAUCCAAGCGCGCCCAGGUUCAGCGAGCAGAGGAGCUCGACCGCCAGGUACAGGAGCAGAUCCCCCUGACCCAGGCCAACCCCGGCCAUGGCACCCCGACCCCCGAAGCCAGCCCCCUCGGACCGUCGACGCCGGCCGAGAUAACGCCGGCCGAGACGACGCCGGCCCCCUCCCGCCCACAGACACCACCGCAGCUGCGCAUCCAGCACCGCCACCACAAUAGUGGCGACCCGCCGCCCACGGCAUCCCGGUCACUCGUGCCGCCCGCGUAUCCGUCCCAGGACCCGGUGCCACCGUCCCGCCCGGAGCGCUGGGCCGUCCUGAUAGCCUCGCACCUCGACACGGGAAUCUUCGCCUUGAUCCUGCUCGUGGCGGGCAUCCCCGUCUUCUACGCCACGGGCUACGCCAUGCCCCUCCACCUGGCCGUCAACGUGCUGUCGUACAUGGCGGCCAGCACGGUGGUCCCGUCGUCGUGGCGGACGUACCUCCACCCGAUCCUCACGUCGUCGCUCGCCACGGUCCUCGUCAUCUGGGCCUUCUCGGCCACGGUGGGCGUCCCCAUCGACUCGGCGCUGCAGCAGUACCGCACCGGUAACAAGUACAUCCAGCUGUGGCGCGCCACGUCGAGCUCGACGGCCAUGCCGGGCGCGGGCGACUUCAUGGCCACCCUGCUGGACGCCAGCAUCGUCUCCCUGGCCCUCCCGUGCUUCCAGCACCGCCGCGAGCUGCGCGCCCGCUUCGUCCUGCUCGCCAUCCCCAGCGUCAUCGUCUCCGUCACCUCCCUCCUCGUCUACCCUCCCCUGUGCGGCGGCCCCAAGGCCGGCCUGGGCAUCCAGCCGCGUCUCAGCCUCGCCCUCGUGCCGCGCAGUCUGACCCUCGCCCUGGCCACCCCCGUGGCCGAGAACCUCGGCGCCGAAACCCACGCCACAGCCGCCAUUGCCAUCGUGAGCGGCAUCGUAGGCGUCAUCAUCGGCCCCAGACUGCUGGCCCUCAUCAGGAUCCCCCAGGACGACUACGUCACCAGGGGCAUAACCCUCGGUAUCAACUCGAGUGCCAUGGCCACGGCGUUCCUGCUCAAGACGGAUCCCAGGGCCGCCGCGCUGUCGUGCCUUUCCAUGGUGCUGUUUGGUACCAUCACCGUCAUCCUCACAUCGAUUCCCGCGAUAUCUACGUUUAUAAGGGGCAUGGUUGGGUUGUGA
Molecule: messenger RNA, 1686 nt
Organism: Geosmithia morbida
Lineage: Eukaryota; Fungi; Ascomycota; Sordariomycetes; Hypocreales; Bionectriaceae
Product: LrgB-like family
Exons: 4
Coding region: 1-1686 (561 amino acids)
Source: RefSeq, a predicted model, not a curated record